Molecule: messenger RNA, 1499 nt
Organism: Diatraea saccharalis (sugarcane borer)
Lineage: Eukaryota; Metazoa; Arthropoda; Insecta; Lepidoptera; Crambidae
Source: the annotation of a GenBank genome assembly
UUUAUCCGACACUUUACACAUUUUGAUUGUUCAAUAACUUUCAUUGUAAAUUAAAAUAAUUUAACGUUUCAAGUGUGAAAAAAAAAAGAUAAAAAGGUCGAAGUAAAGGUACUUAGUUACUUUAUGAUUUUGUUUAGCACAAUUCCAUAAUGUAGAAUAAUUUAUUACUACAGCACUUUCAGCUUUUAAUUCAUUCAUAAACAAAACAGAACAUUAUUAUUAAAUUAAACAUUAUUUUGGUUUUUAAUAGUGGUAUUUAAAAUUUUCAACUCCUGUAAUUUUUUAAGGAAAAAGUGUAUAUUUAUUUUUUUUUUAUAAAUUUAAUGCACUAAUGUACUGAAUAACUUACUGCCUCUGCCAUAUAGUGUUAUCCUUUCAAACUUUCUCCAACUUCACAAGUAAAUUAACUUCAGCACUUUCAUUGACAUAUUGCUAUUAAAAUGGAAUCCAUCAAGCAAACAUUUAGUGAAAUGCUAUCCACAUUUAACCACCGCAUGGAAAGUUUUGAGAGUCAACUACAGCAGACAUCUCCAACCACUGAUACUGAUGCACUGACUGCUGAUUUUGUCGCCUUUAAACAGUUUAUAUGUACUACUCUGCGUUCUAUGCAAUAUCAACUUGAAUGGGUUGCCAGGGAGGUUGAUAAUAUUGAGAUGCGGGGACGUCGAAAAAUACUUCUGUUGCAUGGUUUUGGUGAGAUGCCAGGUGAGGAAACAACAUCAGUUGUUGCAAAAACUUGUUGUGGCUCAAUGUCUCAAGAAAUCAACUUUCACUGUGGACAACAUAAGCCGCUGUCAUCGGAUGGGUCGAGCAGGCUCUGGCCGACCACGACCAAUUCUCUUUAAGGUCCGCGAUGUUAAUAUCCGUGAUGAGAUCUGGGCGGCUAAAACUGGGUUGAACCACGGGCUCUGGAGUGACCCUGUCCGAAUUUCUUACAAAAGCGCGUCAUUCUGUAUUUAUGGAAGCUCGUCAGCGGCUGGGUGUCUCUAAAUGUUGGACUAGGGAAGGGCAGGUCUUCGUCCUUGGACCUAGUGGCACAAGGCAUCGGGUCGAAUGCAGUGAGGAUCUUGAUGAAAUUGUUUCUAAACAGUCGAAGCCUACACCUGUGGCAGUGGUGACUAAGGAGCCUGUUAUUUCGCGAGCAAGACGUGGAGCAACAUCUAAGAAAUAGUUUAAGUAUUUUGUUGUUUACUUUCUUCUUAGUUCCAGUUUAAAGUCAGUCUUAAUGAAAAAACUAUUUCCUUAUUGCCUUACAAUGAUAAUUGUUGAAGUUUUGUGAUUGUUUUACAAACUUAUAUUGACGUCUGUCAGAUAUCUGACAUGUACGUUGUUUUGCUUUUUUGUCUUCUUUUUGUAUGUAUCUAUAUAUUAUAAAGCUUCUAUCUAUAUAUAUAUAUCUAUCUAUAAUAUAUAAAGCUUAAUUACCACUCACUGACUCACUCACUCACUCCAUGCUUUUUUCAGGUAGAAAGAGGGGGAAAAUGACGUUUUCAUGUAUG